AGGGACAGGCUGGCAGGUUCACAGCACCCCCUCUCCCCGCACAGGCCCCGCCUGCUCACGGACACCUGGCUUCUGGACACCCACCUUUUUCUCUGUCACCAGCAUGGUGUUCUGACCCCUUCCCUGAGCCGCUGCAGCCCCCAGACCAUCCUCCAGCCCCAAGUCCCCAGCCCACACGGGGUGGAUUUCUCAUUGUGGCUCCACUGCAUCCAGGCCCGGGGGCCCUGAACCGAGCUGCUCAACGUGUGGUCCAGAGGCAGGAGCGGCACUGGCCCCGGGAACGGGCUAGGGUGCGGAUGCCCAGGGCCUGCCCAGCCUGGGGUCAGAAUCCCGCAGCGCCGGAGAGGCCCAGGGGCAGGGCACCCACAGGCCUCCGGGGCACUCUGGUCCCCUCUGAAGGUCUCAAGGAGCUGGGAACAGAGGCUAAAGGCCUAUGUCAGGGCUCAGAGCUGAGGCCUGGAUUGGAAAGGGUGUGUUGUGGGGUCAUCCCAGAGCUGCCUGAGCCGCCCCAGUGGGAGGCUGUGAAGGUCUCUUCUGCACAAACAGACUCUGCACAGGAAGCAGUGUCCUCUGUGCCGUGGCCCUGAGGCCACAGGAGGGCACCAGCGUCUCCCGUGGACACAGCUCAGCCUCCCUGAGCACACUGGGUCCACCCCCGACCCCCGCCUCUCUGCUCCUCCUACGCUCACGCUCCCUCCCGUAACGACACCCCAACAAAAGGGGUGUGGGAGGCCGCCGUGGGUCGGUGGAGGGGGCGUGGCCAUCACACAGCAAGGUUGACCACCCCGGAGCGGAGCGGGGGCGGGAAGGGAGACGCAGGGGCUGGCCGGCAGCUCCGGGGUCCAGGAGUGUCCAGGACCUGCACGUCCUCUGACCUGGCGCCAGCCCAGGGGCCAUGAGCCUCACUGUUCCACAACUCGGGGGGUUGGGGGCCACGUGGGACGAGGCCACGCCCGCACCUGUCAGGACCCCGGCCCCUGCUGCCUUCUUAGCAUCAAUGCCCUUGACGUCUGGGCAGGCGCCUCUGUCGCCCUCAAAGCCGGCCCUCGGCAGCCCCUCCUCUUUGGCCCUGUCCCUCCUCGUCUCGCUGACCCUCACCCGCUGCUGUGCCCAGGGACCACCUUCCUCCGAAACCUCUCGCAACUGUGUCCUUGAUUCGGAGUCUCGGCCUGGGGCCCCCAGGCAAGCCUCCCUCCCCCGGAGGGGCCCAGGGGCGCCUGUGCUGGGCUUCCGCUGCAGCGGGCCCUCCUCCACGGCCGGCCCCUCCCGCCCCCGCCUGGCUCCCGUGUCUCUGCCCUGGGCCGCGGGAGCUCUAUCAGCUUCGGAUGGAGGAGGCAGGGUCACAGGAGGGAAGACACAGGGUGCAACGCCAGAGGGAGGCCCAGGGGAGGAGUGUGCCUGGAGCAGAUGGACUGGACCGAGGCCCAGGCAGGCAGGGUGGGAGCCGGAGUGGGGAAGGCGGGAGGCAUGGGAGCCCGGCCGCCCACAGCCACGCAGCGCCGGCAGGGCAGGUGGAGGUGGGCUCGGCCCUGGGCCCUGCUCCUGCUUCUCCUGGGUCCCCAGCUCCCGGAGGCUCGCGGCGGGGGUCUCCAGAGGGAAGUGAGCGCGGAGGACCAGAGGGUGCUGGAAAGGUACUUACCCGCCACCGUGGAGUACGCCGUACACGAGUUCAACCUGAGGAGCCAGGACGAGAACGCCUACAAGGUGAAGCGUGUCCUGAGGUCCUGGAGGGAGCCGGUGGACACCGCCAUGGUGUUCUCCACGGAGCUGCAGCUCACCCGCACCAGGUGUGGCAAGUUUGACGAAGACAUUGACAACUGUCCGUUUCAAGGACGUCCGGACGUGAACAAUACCGUCACCUGUCUCUUCACCAUCAGCACUGAACCCUGGAGAACAGUGUUUGAGCUCCUGAACAACACGUGCUCGGAGGGGCUCCUCUGAGGGAGACCACGGCCCCGCCUGGCCUCUGCUGUCCUGCCCCUGGCCACCGGCGGGACCUGUUGCGGCCCUUUGGUGGCGGAGCAGCUCGGUUCUGUUCCUUCACGAGCGGGUGUCUGGGGGUCACAUCCGGGCG
Vicugna pacos (alpaca) is the source of this 2074-nucleotide messenger RNA. Its product is annotated as cystatin-9. Gene Ontology annotation, biological process: antimicrobial humoral response. Lineage: Eukaryota; Metazoa; Chordata; Mammalia; Artiodactyla; Camelidae. The record is from RefSeq and is a predicted model, not a curated record. Gene Ontology annotation, molecular function: cysteine-type endopeptidase inhibitor activity.